Molecule: messenger RNA, 2032 nt
Organism: Nelumbo nucifera (sacred lotus)
Lineage: Eukaryota; Viridiplantae; Streptophyta; Magnoliopsida; Proteales; Nelumbonaceae
Source: RefSeq, a predicted model, not a curated record
UUGUCUGAGGCACAUUAACUACAAUGUUAAGGGUGGAUGCUUUUAUUUGCUUGGUUCAGAAGAAAUCCUUUAUAAAGCUUUAUACCUGCUUGUCAAGCCCCCAUGAAGUGGAUAAUAGGCAUAUGCUUCUGAGUACUUGGAAACGCAAGCAAAAUGGGUUCAAGAUUCUCGUGGCUUGUUCUGCUGGUCCUCAUCCAACUGCCAAUUCUUAUCUCUCCACAGGGACAAAUACUGAGAAAGAAAGCAGUGCUAUUGAUUGUGGCCUUGAAGAAUUUAGUUGGCCCUCUCCAAAUGAUGAAAUCCCAUUUUGGAAGAAGGAUUUUCCUUUAUGGGAUGUUAGCCAAGAAGUUUUUGAUGACACAGAGAAAGAUCCUGAUCUUAUGCACAUAAUUCAUGCCACAGCUGAAAUGGCACCAAUAGCAAAAGUUGGUGGGCUUGGAGAUGUUGUAACUGGUCUUGCCCGGGCCUGUUUAUUGCGUGGACAUAAAGUGGAUAUAAUGCUUCCUUUCUAUGAGUGCAUUCAGAAGCAGCAAAUUAAUGGAUUGGAGUUAAUGACAACAUAUAAUUCCUAUCACGAUGGACAAUGGGUCCCUACUAAUGCAUAUCGUGGGGUAGUUUCGGGUAUCCCAUUGAUAUUAAUUGAACCAUCCAACCAUUUCUUCAAGGGUCCUGCUGUAUAUGGAGGUUGUUACAAUGAACUGGAGGCAUAUCUGUUCUUUAGCCGUGCUUGCCUUGAGUGGAUGCAGGUGACAGGGACAGAACCUGAUAUCAUUCAUGUCCAUGAAUGGCAAACUGGUGCUUUACCUCUACUGUACUGGGAUAUGUAUCAAUGCCUCUCAAUCAAGAAACCAAGACUGCUGUUGACAGUCCAUAAUAUGGAACACUAUGGGGAGUGCAGCAAAGAUCAGCUAAGCAAGUGUGGUCUUGAUGGAUCUUUGUAUGCAACUAUUGACAAGGCAGUUGAUGAUCGAACUAUUGGUCACAAUCCAGAGAGGUUAAGUUUACUGAAAGGUGGCAUUGUUUAUAGUAAUGCAGUUGUUACAGUCUCUCCAACAUACCUUAAGGAGACACUGUGUUCUGGAUGGCUUGCAAGCACGCUGAUAAGAAAUCGUGAUAAGUACCAUGGUAUUUUAAAUGGAGUAGAUACUGCCAUGUGGAACCCUGCAACAGAUGUUUUCUUGCCAGCUAAGUUCCAUGCUGAAAAUAUUGAGGGGAAAAGGAUAUGUAAGCAUUACGUUCAACGAGGACUUGGUUUGGCUCCAAAUGGCAGUUUAGUUGGUUCCUGUCUUUCCAAUGAUACAAACAGAGUACCACUAGUUAUCUGCAUUACAAGAUUGGUUGCUCAAAAGGGUCUUCAUCUGAUUUCUCACGCAAUCAAGCAUAUUGAAGAACUUGGUGGGCAGAUGGUUAUACUGGGAAAAGCUUCAGAUAGCCGAGUUGAAAGAGAAUUUGAGAGCCUUACUAAUUUGCAUAACCAGGGUACCAGUGUAAGGAUCCUUCUGACAUAUAGUGAGGAGCUGUCUCACAUGCUCUAUGCUGCAGCUGAUAUGGUCUUGGUUCCUUCCAUAUAUGAGCCUUGUGGGCUUUCUCAAAUGAUCGGCAUGCGUUAUGGAGCGGUACCUAUAGUAAGGAAGACAGGUGGCCUUGCAGACACAAUAUUUGACAUAGAUGAUCAAUCAAAUCAGGAUAUGGCAAAUGGUUUCAUCUUUGAAGGUAUUGAUGAGGGAUCCUUGAAUGGAGCUCUAAACCGUGCAUUUCAUCAUUACAAAGAAGAACCAGAUCGAUGGAACACUAUUGUUCGGAAGUUGUUGAAGAUAGACAAUAGUUGGAAUAAUACAGCUGGGAAGUACAUCAGCGUCUACAACUCCAUAAGAGUGAGAUAGUAAUCUGUUAAAAGCCUCAUCAUUUAUGUUAAUCCCUCCCCCAACAAAAAUGGCAAAAAUAGCCAUAGUAUUGUUGUAUUUUUCUGUUGUAAAUUCUAUUUUAAAGCAACACUCAAAAUUCAAUCUAAGGGCCAUCAUCAUCAUCUAAA